Durusdinium trenchii is the source of this 372-nucleotide messenger RNA. Lineage: Eukaryota; Dinophyceae; Suessiales; Symbiodiniaceae. The record is from the annotation of a GenBank genome assembly.
AUGUUUAUCGAAUGGCGAGUUUCACCUGAGUGGUUUCAAGUACACUUCUCGAACGUGUUGCAUCUGGACCUGAAAGCCAUCCCUACUGUGGCCUGCCCGGCCAAUGCACCUCGAGGGGCUGAAGCCGACUUGGAGGAGACAAAUAGCUGGCUCUUGGACUACCUGAUCCAUGGGCAGAGACGAUAUUUGUGGGAGGACAACGGCCUCAAUGCCACGAAAGCCUACAAGCUCAUCGAUGAUUUCAUUCAGAUGCUCAAAAAGGCCGAAAGGGCUUUGCAGGCCUUUGCGCCCAAAGAGGACUUGGUGUUGAACACGAUGAGCAAGUUGGCCCUGGAGUUAGCGGACAGGCAAAAGAGAGUUCAGAAGCAAUAA